This is a messenger RNA of Australozyma saopauloensis, 534 nucleotides long. RefSeq lists its product as uncharacterized. The transcript has a single exon. Gene Ontology annotation, molecular function: glutathione transferase activity. Bases 1 to 534 code for a protein of 177 amino acids. Gene Ontology annotation, cellular component: cytoplasm. The record is from RefSeq and is a predicted model, not a curated record. NCBI's taxonomy places the organism in Eukaryota, Fungi, Ascomycota, Pichiomycetes, Serinales, Metschnikowiaceae.
AUGUUGAACUCCGAGUUCAACGGACUUCUUGAAGAGCCUUUUGCGAAGGUGGAUUUGUACCCAGAAGGAUUGCGUGAACAAAUCAAUGGCUUCAACCAGUGUAUUAAAGGGCACCUCAAUGAUGGUGUUUACAAUGCUGGACUUGCCAAGGAACAAAAAGUCUACGAAGAACACGUCCAAGAUGUGUUUUCUCACUUGGACAUGCUCGAGGGUGUUCUUCAAUCAAAUCUACAGGGUAGCCCUGAUAAUGUAUUUUUGACUGGUGCUCAAUUGGCAGAGCUGGAUAUUUGGUUGUUUCCAACUAUUGUUAGAUUUGAUGUUGUGUACCAUCAGCACUUCAAGUGCAACUUGAAAAUGUUGAGACAUGAUUAUCCGCACAUUCAGAAGUGGUUGCAGAACUUGUACUGGAAUGUUCCUGGAUUCAAAGAGACAACACAUUUCGAUCAUAUCAAGAAGUUUUACGCAUCCAACAGGGAGCUUAACCCACAUGGAAUCACACCUCUUGGCCCAGUUCCAGACAUGUUGCCUUUGUGA